This is a messenger RNA of Delphinapterus leucas (beluga whale), 1838 nucleotides long. The record is from RefSeq and is a predicted model, not a curated record. NCBI's taxonomy places the organism in Eukaryota, Metazoa, Chordata, Mammalia, Artiodactyla, Monodontidae.
GCGAGCUCCAGUGUUCCAGGGCGGGCGCAGGCGAGGGGCGCGGCAGAAGAGUUAGCGUGGCCAGGGAGCGGCGGGCGAGGCGGGAGAGCGCCGCCAGGGGGACGCCCGGGAGGAGGGGGCGCGGUUCCCGCCGCUGCGCGGCGCUCGGCCCCCUCCGGCUCGGCGCGCGGCUGCAGUCUGGGCUGGGCGCUCGCGGCAUAUUCCGCACCCGCACCCCGGCGGUCGGGCAUGUAGUAGCGGCAGCUGCGGCAGCCGCCGCGGCGGAAUAUGGGCGGGAACCACUCCCACAAGCCCCCGGUGUUUGACGAGAAUGAGGAAGUCAACUUUGACCAUUUUCAGAUCCUACGGGCCAUUGGUAAAGGGAGUUUUGGGAAGGUCUGCAUCGUGCAGAAGCGAGACACUAAGAAAAUGUAUGCGAUGAAGUACAUGAACAAGCAGAAGUGCAUCGAGAGGGACGAAGUCCGGAACGUCUUCCGGGAGCUCCAGAUCAUGCAGGGACUGGAGCAUCCUUUCUUGGUCAAUCUGUGGUACUCCUUCCAGGACGAGGAGGACAUGUUCAUGGUGGUGGACCUACUGCUGGGAGGGGAUCUACGUUAUCACCUGCAACAGAAUGUACAUUUCACAGAGGGGGCCGUGAAGCUCUACAUCUGCGAGCUAGCCCUCGCCCUGGAGUAUCUGCAGAGGUAUCACAUCAUCCACAGAGACAUCAAGCCAGACAACAUACUGCUGGAUGAACAUGGACAUGUUCACAUCACAGACUUCAACAUAGCGACGGUCGUGAAAGGCACAGAAAAGGCUUCCUCCAUGGCCGGGACCAAGCCCUACAUGGCCCCGGAAGUGUUCCAGGUGUAUGUGGACGGAGGCCCUGGGUACUCCUACCCCGUUGACUGGUGGUCCCUGGGUGUCACGGCCUAUGAGCUGCUGCGGGGCUGGAGGCCAUAUGAAAUCCACUCGGCCACCCCCAUCGAUGAGAUCCUCAACAUCUUCAAGGUGGAGCGUGUCCACUACUCCUCCACGUGGUGCAAGGGCAUGGUCGCCCUGCUGAAGAAGCUCCUGACCAAGGACCCCAAGAGCCGCCUGUCCAGCCUCGGUGACGUCCAGAGUGCACCCUACUUGGCCGACAUGAACUGGGACGCAGUGUGGGAGAAGGCCCUGAUGCCCGGCUUCGUACCCAAUAAAGGGAGACUGAACUGUGAUCCCACAUUUGAACUUGAAGAAAUGAUUCUUGAAUCCAAACCACUUCACAAAAAGAAGAAGAGGUUGGCAAAGAACAGGUCCAAAGAUGGCACGAAGGACAGCUGUCCUCUGAAUGGACACCUCCAGCAGUGCCUGGAGACAGUGCGGAAAGAAUUCAUCAUAUUCAACAGAGAGAAGCUGAGGAAGCAGCAAGGGCAGAGCGGCCAGCUCUUGGACACAGAAGGCCGAGCCGGGAGCCAGGCCCAGAGCAAGCUCCAGGACGGGUGUAACAACGACAUUCUGGCUCACGCCUGCUCCCGUGGCUGCAGCAGCUAAGCCACCACCUGUGGCUUCCAGCGGGACUGCACACACCUCUGCCCUGCCCACCAAAAGCCCCUCUCUGUGCCAUGAUGGUCCCUGUCUCACCUCUAAUAACAUCAGAUGCAGAGAAGGAACCCUGGGCUCGGAGCUGGGGAGCCUGGGUUCUGGUCCCAGCUGCCCGGCUGAUACCUGCUUGACUGUGGACAAGCCUUGCCCUUUCUGUGCCUCAGUUUUCCACAUCUGCCAAAGGGGUUAAACAGCUCUCUGCCCCACCUCUAAUUACAAGGUUAUUCAAAGAAUCCAAUUGGGUAGCGGACAUGCAAAACCUUUAUAAAGUUGUU